AUGGCUUCCCAAAAAGACCAACAACACAUCCUCAUCCUCGGCGCCGGCGUAAUCGGUCUAACAACCUCACUCGUCCUAUCCCACACGUACCCCACUGCCAAGAUAACUGUAGUAGCGAAGCACUUCCCCGGUGACCGCUCUAUAGAAUACACAUCGCCCUGGGCGGGCGCCAACUGGUCUUCUAUGGCCCACGACAACGGGCCACUUGAGAAAUACGACGAGGUCACCUUCCACCGAUUCGGUGAGCUUAUCGACGGGAAGAGUGUGUUUGGUUGUCAGACUCUGAAGGCUGGUGAGACGGAAGGCAUCGAUGGGGUAAAUGGAGGAGGGAAUGAAGCGGGUCUGGGGAGAAUGGGUAUGUGGGCUGCAUUCGAUGAGCCGAUUGAAGAAGCGGGCGUUUUGACGGAGGCGACGGGUAAGGUGUGGUAUGAUGAGUUAGUCGGGGGUUUGAGGAAGUUGGGUGGAAGUGAGUUGCCCGAGGGAGCGAACUUUGGAUUCGAGUUCCCAAGUACGUUCAGGAUCAACACCCAGGUUUAUCUGCAGUGGCUCCAAGCUCAAGCCCUGUGCAAAGGCAUCAGUCUCGUGCGCCGACACUACCCUUCCGUCGCAGAGGUCCUAAGCGACCACCCAUCCACCACCCUCCUGGUAAACUGCACCGGUCUCGGCUCCCUCAAGCUCUCCGACAUCAAGGACACGAAUCUGUACCCAACACGUGGUCAGACACUACUCGUCGCCGAACCAAAAACGCCAAUCACCAGAAUGUAUGAAAUGGAACGAGUCAAGUACGAAACUGCUAUUCUACUUGCCUUCCUCCGCCCCAGACCCGACUAUUCUCUGUGUAUCCAAUUUAACUAA
Molecule: messenger RNA, 855 nt
Organism: Alternaria hordeiaustralica
Lineage: Eukaryota; Fungi; Ascomycota; Dothideomycetes; Pleosporales; Pleosporaceae
Exons: 2
Coding region: 1-855 (284 amino acids)
Molecular function (GO): D-amino-acid oxidase activity; FAD binding
Source: RefSeq, a predicted model, not a curated record